AUGACAAGCGUCGAGGCUGGUCAGAUUGGCCAUGCUUUGGUGGAGUUCUCGUUGUAUGGCACGUUCCCCGAAGAGGACAUAUCCUCCCAGCAGGUUGCAGGCCGCGAUCUCGGCCCAGCUCUCGAAUCCUUAGAUGCGGCCCGAACAAAGCUCGAGGCAGAAGUACACCAAAUCAACCAAGAGACGGCCGACGAUGUGAACCAAUGGGUUGCCACCGCGAAGUCCCUCGAAGACGACAUCAACAAGACAAGGAGUUGGGCCAACGAGAUCGUGCGGAGGUCCGAGGCUCCAGACGUAUCGGGCAAGACAAUACAGGAGGCCGAAGAUAAGGUCAAUUUCCUGCGUCGCGAGGCCACCUACAACCAACAAGUUCACCAUGCAAUGACGAGCAUCAAACACGUAAAUGAGCUUCUGGACCAGGUAGAACAAGCACGUGACGAGAGACGUAUAUUGGACUCACUUCAUCUACUUGAGGAGUCUUGGGCUGCGCUUGACGGCAUACCUGUUAGCAAGUCCUGCCGUGUUAUGAAACUCCUCGAUAUUCGGGCCUUCGAGCUGAAAUCGGCUGUGCAUGAUGUAUUCGACCAUAUUUGGAACUCGCUUGUGCAGAUAGACACAGAGGCUGGCAAGGUUACUGUGUUUGAGGGUAGAGAAGAUGAACAGAUGAACCUCGCUGAAGCCGUCAUUGGAUUGAAAGCCUACAAAGAGGUUGACCAGAGAAUGGCCUUGCUCUGGCACAGUGUUGAUCAGGCACUGGUUGGUCCACGUACGAAGCUCGAGAGCCAGGAAAUGCCAGGCGUCAAGGUCGAAGGUUCGACUUUGAACCUAAGCGGAAAAGCAGACAAAACCGUAGUCUCUCUAUUCUCCGACUUGGAACAUAUCAUGACGUAUCUAUCAGAGCGUUUGCCGCCAGAGCUCGUCCAUUCUCUAUCAAACGUGAUGAUGCCUAAUCUCAUUCCCCGGAUUAUUAGCCUAUGGUUAGACUCUGCCGUUCCAGCUACCUUGAAAGAGAUGAACGAAUUUCAAGAUAUCGUCGAUGCUACCAGAAGCUUCUGUAACGCAUUGGGAAAUCUGCAGUUUUCCGGACACGAAGAGCUACAAGAGUGGGUUGACAAUGUACCGCGAGUCUGGCUCGCCAAAUGUAGGGAGACGGCCUUGGACUCAGUUCGCCUCCAACUUGGACAAGGUCUUGGAGUUGCCAAGGAGAUAGAACGUGUCGAGACACAGACAGUUUCUCAAUCUGAGGGCCGAGAGCUGGCUGCUAACGGUGCAACACCAUCUGGGGAUGACGAUGACUGGGGUGCAGCAUGGUCCGACGGGGGUGCGGACGCUGGUGUUGAUACGCAAGCAGAUCACCACAUGACUGAAGAUGAUGGCGCCGAUGCUUGGGGUUGGGGCGGAGAGGACGACACAACUACGCAACCGAACAUGCCAAAGGACGAGCCUGUAGCCGAAGAGCAGGAUCCUACUGAAGCAUGGGGAUGGGGAGAGGAGGAAACCGCAGAGACGGCUCACGAGAAGCGAGCACCGAACGCGAAGGCGCCGAUGCCAAAAACACAAACACGUGAGGUAACACUCAAAGAAACAUACAACAUUUCCUCAAUGCCGGAACCUGUACUCGCGCUCAUCUCGACUAUUCUGGAGGAUGGAGCAUCUUUAGUUGGGAGCGAUGGUAAUCCGAUGGCUGCAGCUGCAGCAGGCCUCUUCUCCCUCCCAACACUGGUUCUUGCCAUGUUUCGUGCUGUAUCGACGUACUAUUAUGCUUUAGAAGAUGGCGGAAACAUGUUCCUUUACAACGACGCAACGUACCUUGCUGAACAACUGGCUGAGCUCGCGAGCAAAUGGAAGGCUCGAGAUGAUCUCGCGCCGCGAGCAAUUGCCAUGCUCCGUCUUGACAAUGACAUCAAAACGCUGCAUUCAUUUGCGGCUCGAGCAUACGCAUCCGAGAUGUCCACUCGGCGUACUGUUUUACGUGACCUGCUCAGUGGAUCACAGAACCUACUCCAGCAAGACGACCUAGAUUCCUCGGACCUGGAAGCACAAGUUGAUAACGCCACUGGACACGUCCGAGCUCUAGCUGCCACGUGGUCCAAGAUUCUCUCCAAGUCCGCCUGGAGCCAAGCCGUAGGCUCACUGGUCGACACAGUUGCAUCCAAGCUCGUAACCGACGUGAUGGAUCUGCCGGGCAUCGGACAAGACGAGGCUUACAACAUCGCCAACCUUAUCGCGCGGCUUACGAAGCUCGAUGAUCUGUUUCUCCCUCCGGGCGCGGGCGAGGACGCCAUGGCGGCCACAGCCGAAUACGCCAGCAGUUGGCUGCGCCUCAAGUAUCUGAGCUUAUUCCUGCAAAGCAACCUGCCGGAUGUGAGAUAUCUUUGGGUCGAAAGCGAGCUCAGCCUGUACUUCACCGUCGACGAGGUGGUCGAGCUGAUCGGGCUGAGCUUUGUGGAUAAUGCGCGCACGAGGGAGGUCGUUCGCGAGAUUGAGGGCAAGCCGCACCCUCUGGGCCAGUGA
Anthostomella pinea is the source of this 2514-nucleotide messenger RNA. The record is from the annotation of a GenBank genome assembly. NCBI's taxonomy places the organism in Eukaryota, Fungi, Ascomycota, Sordariomycetes, Xylariales, Xylariaceae.